Calypte anna (Anna's hummingbird) is the source of this 2638-nucleotide messenger RNA. It is a transcript of the gene TEX264, whose product is annotated as testis expressed 264, ER-phagy receptor. The record is from RefSeq and is a predicted model, not a curated record. NCBI's taxonomy places the organism in Eukaryota, Metazoa, Chordata, Aves, Apodiformes, Trochilidae. Gene Ontology annotation, cellular component: replication fork; nucleus; endoplasmic reticulum membrane. Gene Ontology annotation, biological process: reticulophagy; protein-DNA covalent cross-linking repair. The transcript has 6 exons. Bases 477 to 1463 code for a protein of 328 amino acids.
GGCCCCGGGGCUUCGCUGAAUCUCCAUCUCCCCUCUGCGCCCCAUUCAUGGCCCAGCGGCCUGGAGGAAGGUGUCCGCCUUUCCCUUACUUCUCCGGUGGCCCAGAGCCGCGGGGCCCCCUCGGCCCAGCGGUGUGUGCCCCGUGGGGGGCUGCCGGUGUUGGGAGCCUGGCUGCUGGGCACCGGCCCAGGGGCACCCCGGCCUUGCUAGGCCAGUGGAGGCUCCUGUGUUACAGGGGUGCCCCGUUUGCCUGCAGGCCUUUCAGAUGAGGCUUCAGAGACUGGUGUUGUGCUCCCUGUACAUUCGAGAGGUACAUUCAGUUCUGCCGGUACCAACGGAGCAGAGCUGGAGGAAGGCAUCAGUUUGCAGAGGGACCCAUGGAUGCUGUGGGUGAUCAGCACUGCUGUCAGGAUAGCCCUCAGGAGAACUCCAGUGCUCUGGACUGAGGAUUUUCACAGAACAGUGCAUCAGGCAGCAUGGAGCACCAGGUGUCCAUCAUGUCUGACUGGGUGCUCCUCGGACUGAUCGCAGCGCUGGUCAUGCUGCUGCUGCUGACCAUCUUUGGUUUCGUUGUCUACUCGGGGCUCUUCACGGAGGUUGUUGUGAGUGCUGGCUCCCCACCUGUCAGCAACAUCACGCUGGCCUACAAGUUCAGGGUGGGCCCGUAUGGCGAAUCCGGGCAGCUCUUCACAGAUGGCUGCAGCAUCUCUUCAAAGCUCUACUCCAUCGGUGUCUACUAUGACAACCCUCACACGGUGUCUCCGGAGAAGUGCCGCUUUGCCAUAGGCCGAAUUCUAAGCGAGGGGGAUGCAAAGCCGUCGGAAGAGCAGGUCAAGCGGUUCCAGAAGUAUGGCUUCAAGAUCUUCUCCUUCCCUGCUCCCAGCCAUGUAGUCAUGGCGACCUUCCCGUUCACCACACCGUUGUCCAUCCAUCUAGCAAUCAAUCGUGUCCACCCAGCCCUUGACACCUACAUCAAGGAGAGGAAGCUGUGUGCCCACCCCCGGAUUGAGAUCUACAAGGAGGACCGCAUCUACUUUGUGUGUCCCCUCGCCCGCCAAGGGGACUUCUAUGUGCCUGAAAUGAAAGAACUGGAGAGGAAGAGCAGGGCUGCUGCAGCUGAGGCUGAGGAUGCCCAGACAGACAUCACAGGGGCUGACACCACGAGUGAGGCGAGCUCUAUCAGCAUAGAGGCAACAACUGACAGCAGGGACACCUCGGUGGCCACCUCCAUCCUGAUGCCCUUCCCAGCCAGCCGUGGCCGGGAGGAGGCAGACAACCGCAGCGAGCACAGCUACAGUGAGUCGGGAGCCAGUGGCUCCUCCUUUGAGGAGCUGGACCUGGAGGUGACCGGGGAUGGGGAGGGAGCCCCAGGCCUGCUGCCCGACAUGGGAUACGCAGGCAACCAAGAGGUCACAGACAAGUGGACCAAGGAACCCAUUGCUGCUGAGAGAGGAGAAGAGUGAAGUGGGGACCUGGCCACUUCACCUCUCACCAGGGUCUGAGUUACUGGCAACCAGUCUCCUUCCCCACCUCCUUCCUCUCCAGCCAAGAGAUUUUGGUUGCUGAUUCCCCUUGGGACCCUCUGUCCCUCUUUGCAGAAAGGGUGUUAGACUGUUUUGGGGUUGCUGGGAGGUGGGAGGGGUCUCCUGAAGCACUCAAUGGUGUGGGGUAGGUGCAGGCUGGGGAGGGGGCAGCAAAAUACCUUUGCUGUUUGUGUGUCUCUAGAUGCAUUGCAAAUUCCUUGCAGGGGUCUCGGGGGGUGGUGGUGGUGGUGAUGGUGGUGAUGGAUGGCAGAGGUGUCCCCCCUCAUCUCUGCUGGUGCCCCUCUCACCGACAGCUUCUCUCUGCCUCACCACCCUGUGUUUUCUAGCACCAAAGAGCCAUGAGUAAGGUCGGUUGGGUUUGUUCCCCUCUUCUCUUCCCCUCGCUGAAAAAUGGAAACGUCCCAUGUAAACUUGCUCCACCUGGCACUGCCACAGGUGCUUUUGGGGUCUGUAAUAAAGUGGAUGCUUUUCCUCACUGGUGGCCGGUGGCAUUGUUGAUGGCCUCUUGGCCAACCGCACCAUCCUGCCCCGUGGUGGGGAGUGGGUUGUGGGUGGGGGCUGUGGGUUGGCUCCCCCCCCCUACCCCUGACUGUGCCAGGGAGCUGCUGGAGGAGUCUGCAUCCCUUCUGCUCACCACUUACUCCCUACCCAGGCAACCCUGUGGGGCAACGGGGAUAACCCCUGGCUUCUGCAGGUUAUGGGGGGAGCGGGGAGGGGACCCAACCAAUCAGAACAGCUGGGCUGGAGGGACGUGGCAUCUCCACUCAUCUUGGGAACCUGGUCAAUGUAAAACCCCUAAAGCCAGGUCCCUGGGCUGCUGGUGGGGCUGGCACUGCUGUGCUUCUCCUGUGGCAGGAGGCACCAGCCUGCCUGCACAGUGCAUGGUUCAGCUGCCUUGGGUGCAGGCAGAGAGGGCUGUCUGUGCUGUCCCAGUUCCCUGUCCCCAGCUGGGGAUGAAGGAGCAGCCUGAACAUCACUGCCCUUGUGCCCUGGGGCAAUGCUGGGUGCCAGAGCAACUCACCCUGCUGGCAGAGCUCAGCAUCUGCUCUGUCCUGCUGCCUCCUUCAGCCCAUUGCUUGUCCCCCAGCAGUCAG